This is a messenger RNA of Dictyostelium discoideum AX4, 588 nucleotides long. RefSeq lists its product as hypothetical. Lineage: Eukaryota; Evosea; Eumycetozoa; Dictyosteliales; Dictyosteliaceae. Gene Ontology annotation, molecular function: transcription coregulator activity. Gene Ontology annotation, biological process: positive regulation of DNA-templated transcription; regulation of transcription by RNA polymerase II. Bases 1 to 588 code for a protein of 195 amino acids. The transcript is spliced from 2 exons. The record is from RefSeq and is a predicted model, not a curated record. Gene Ontology annotation, cellular component: mediator complex; protein-containing complex; nucleus.
AUGGGAUAUAAAUGUAUAUUCUCAUUUAAAGGUCAAUUACCAGAAAUGACAAAAAGGAUAGAAUUUUUAGGAGGAAUAAAAGUAUCAACAGGUACAAUUAAUUGUUCAUUAUAUUUAGAGAGAGUACCAGAUGGAUCAAAUUUAAUACCAAGAGAAUUUCAUUUACUAUUGUAUGAUGAAAAGCCAAAGAAAUGUUUUACAGUUUGCAGGGAUACAAUCGUCGAAACUGAUAGAGAGAUGGUAUCAAUUCUAGAGAAAACCAAUUCCUAUAAAAAGAGGCAAACCACUGAAGCAUUAAUAAGCAAAUAUGAAUUGGGUGAUUUCAUUAUUAGAGUUGGUCCUAUUGUAUUCAGAACUGAGAUUAGAGGUAUACUGGUAGAAGUGGAAUAUACAGCUUGCUCAACACCCGUUACCUCUCCUUUCAAUUGUACAAAGUUAUUAUCUGAAUUCAUUAAUGGAAAUUUAGGUCCAUUCCCUGAACCAAUUCAAACAAGUUUUGAUUUUAGUGCUUAUCCAACUUUACCAAAAAGUUAUUCAGAUCUUCAUACCUCUUAUCAAUAUGUAAAUUUAUUUAGAACUAUUAAUUAA